CGAGUCGCGAGCUCCAUGCUCCCCCUUCUUCUUCCUCCUCCUCCUUUCGCCGCCUCGGGCUCCUAUGGCAACCGGCCCGCGCGUCCCACUUGCCUGGGCGCGGCUGGUGCAAGAGGCGGCGGCGGGCGGCGAGGCAUGAGAGCGGCGGCCGGGGAGCGACUGGAGCAGAGUCCCGGGGAGUCGGGGAGCAGCCGGAGCUACGCGGAGUACAAUGAAGCGGGGCAGCCCUGGAAGAAGUUUGUAUAUGUCGAACCACCUAGGAGAGUUAAGGAAGUGCUGGAAGAAGAGCUUUAUUUUCGGAGGGAUGAAUGCAGAGUUAAACACCCUUCAGAAGUGGCUUUGGAAGGAAUUUGGAGCUUGAAAAGGAAUUUCCCAGUGGGAGGCUUCAAGCCGGCAUCACAGAAUCCAAGUAGCUUGCUUUCACAGCCCAAGUACUACUCCAGACAUGCCGUAAUAAGAAGAUAGCCCCUGUGAAAAGCAGUGUUGAUGGAAGUGACAGGAACUAGGCAAAUUCACAGCUGCUAUUUUUAUCCAAAUGCUGAGUACUAUAUUCUAGAACUUGUAUCAUAGCAUGUAAAAUAAAGUUUGCAACCAUGCAUCA
This is a messenger RNA of Lacerta agilis (Sand lizard), 601 nucleotides long. RefSeq names its product chromosome 4 C11orf97 homolog (gene C4H11orf97). NCBI's taxonomy places the organism in Eukaryota, Metazoa, Chordata, Lepidosauria, Squamata, Lacertidae. Gene Ontology annotation, cellular component: ciliary base. The record is from RefSeq and is a predicted model, not a curated record.